Molecule: messenger RNA, 1701 nt
Organism: Serpula lacrymans var. lacrymans S7.9
Lineage: Eukaryota; Fungi; Basidiomycota; Agaricomycetes; Boletales; Serpulaceae
Exons: 7
Coding region: 50-1552 (500 amino acids)
Biological process (GO): protein refolding; response to heat
Cellular component (GO): cytoplasm
Molecular function (GO): heat shock protein binding; ATP binding
Source: RefSeq, a predicted model, not a curated record
GUUGCAAUUGGUCCUCAGGUUAAGGAACUCCAGUUUAGUAUCGUCGCAAAUGAUCACUCGACUGCAACCACAGGGUCUCCAUACAUUCCUUACAUCUUACGCUUGUGGAAAGCAACAAAUUCGGGCUAUUCGAGCGUUUGCAACGUACCGGAACCGGUGCAGUCACCUUCACUCUGCUAAAUGUUUCCCUGCUAUAAGAGCGCAUAAUGCUAGAGAAAAGCACGCUUUCCACACCUCUGCACCACUCUGCGUUGUACAAGACCCUUACAAGGUUCUUGGUGUUAGCAAAGAUGCACCUAGUGCUGAGAUAAAGAAGACUUAUUUUGCACUUGCUCGAAAAUAUCAUCCUGACACAAAUUCAGAUAAGGGGGCGCAAGAAAAAUUUGUAGAAAUCCAGGAGGCAUAUGAUGUUUUAAAGGAUGACAAGAAACGUGCUGCAUACGAUAAAUACGGUGCAGCAUCUCAGCAACCUGGCUUCGAUCCAAAUGCCUUCUCAAGGGGAGCUGGCGGGUUUUCUGGAUUUGGUGCUCCUUUUGGUAACGGUGGCUCGUUUUCCAAUGACCUCUUUGAUCAAUUAUUCGGUGGUGGAUUUAAUGAUCGAACUCGAAGUACUGGGUUUGGACAGAAUAUGAGAGGGAGCGACACCGAAGCCAGUGUUACAGUGAGCUUUAUGGAUGCUUGCAAAGGCACUGUACGCACUAUCAACGUCAAUCCUCUUUCUACAUGCACAACCUGUACCGGUUCGGGACUAAGGCGUGGAGCAAAACGGUCCGCUUGCGGGACUUGUGGUGGGACAGGAACAAGGACAUUCGUCAUAGAAAGUGGGUUUCAGAUGUCUAGCACUUGUGGUUCUUGCUAUGGUACAGGCACGACGAUUCCUCGUGGGAGCGGUUGUGUAGAUUGUGGGGGCCAAGGCCAUGUAAGGACAAAAAAGACAGUGAAAGUUGACAUACCACCCGGAGUGGAGGAUGGCAUGUCACUUCGAGUUCCAAAUGCGGGGGAUGCACCAGUGACAGGCAAAGGCAGCAAUGGCGAUCUGAUUGUUCGAGUGAACGUGACCGCUUCAAAGGUAUUCCGAAGGCAAGGUGCCAAUUUACAUCACGAGUCACGAAUACCACUUCACACCGCACUGCUUGGCGGACGCGUACGUGUACCAACGCUUGACGGUAAUGUAGACGUACGUGUGCCCAACGGAACUCAGCAUGGGGAAGAAAUGGUCCUUAAAGGUCAUGGUGUCCCAUCAGUCUUCAGUGGUGAUAAAGGGGAUCUUUUUGUCUCCUUCUCAGUUCAGAUACCCAGAUCCUUAACGAUGCGACAACGCGAGAUCUUGCAGCAAUAUGCAGAUGAUGUUGAAGGACGGACUACAGCACCAGCCAAGGAACAUUCUUCCUCGGGCGAGAAAGCCAGUGCUCCCACGAAAGAUCCAACACCGACACCGAUCGCAAAGGAUGCUGUUGAUGAACACAAUGAAGGUCACACUGGUAGCGAAAUGACAGAUAGCGGGACAUCGGAAGAUGCGGAGCGAGGGGAGAAGAAAAGAGCAAUUGCAUAGUUGAAAGGAUGAAGAAGGUGGAAGCAUCAUGAGCUCACGUUAUUAGAUACUAUCGGCACCUUGCUGCAUCUUGACUAAGGAGUACUAAAGCCAUCACUUCUAUUGAGUUUAUCCUACUAGUCUCCAGAAUAGAGCGCUGGAUUAGGUUU